This is a messenger RNA of Nematostella vectensis (starlet sea anemone), 1667 nucleotides long. RefSeq lists its product as uncharacterized. The coding region runs from base 489 to 1613 and encodes 374 amino acids. Lineage: Eukaryota; Metazoa; Cnidaria; Anthozoa; Actiniaria; Edwardsiidae. The record is from RefSeq and is a predicted model, not a curated record. The transcript has a single exon. Gene Ontology annotation, molecular function: protein binding.
AAAUUAAUGACGCUUCGUGCAAAGUGUCAAAGAGGCCAACUCUAAAUUUUCUCUGCCAACUUGGACGAAAUUUAAAACCGUCACGAUGUUUGGCCUAUGUUCUCAGUUUCAAAAUAGAAAUGCCUGACGAAUAAGGUCCAGCGCAGGCUUUGUAUGUUUUCUGAACGUUGAAAGGGCAAAUAGAACGAACCAAUGCGUGCAGGCAGCCAAUAGUAAUGGAUUUACACGGGUAUUAGCCUACAUAAAGGCACAGCCAAGGCAGUGAGUGAACAUUGCUUUUCGGGUAAUCAAAGCCGAAUAAUAGGUCACAAAAUUAGCAACGUUGGAUUAUUUAAAUAAGAAUUUCCCAAAAAAUAACUGCGCUGAUCGAGUUGAUUCAAUGGAAGAAUACUACGAAAUCGUUUUGGCGUAAGUCAUGGCGAAUGGGAUUCAGGGAAAUUCCAAAAAACGUGAGCAAAAUAUACUUUCAUGAUGCCUAGAACUUUGCAAUGCCGUUAUUUAAGGCGAGAAAGAAGCGUGUAGGCCCGCAAGAGCCAGACGUGAUCGAAGAAAUUCUCUCCGAUACAUCAGCAACGACUUCAGAGUCGGCUGCUGUUAGUGAAAAUGGCUUGCCGUGCGAAUCGGCAGAAGCCGAGCCAAGCGCUAAGAAAUGGAAGCUUCUCUGCCGCAUGGACGACCCCGAGGAAGAAGACAUAUCGGCGUCAGCGUACCCGCGUCAUGUACUUCACAGGCGUAGUGUGACAUUACCGAUCGUUCUACCAACAAUCGCGUUACAAGACGAACCAAAGCGCGCGCGUAGCGCCGGCUACACCAAUCAACAGUCCAAAGAUUCGUCCAGUUCCACUAGCCGGACGUCGAGUCCCUCGGUUAGAUCCGAGGAUUGCAUUCUAGAAGACUUAGAGACUAAAAUGGCACUCUCGCCACUGAAUGGAUUCGCGCAAGGUGCCUGGCUAUCAAUGGACGAGGGCGAGCAAUGCGACGGCUACUUGAACGAUGAUCCAAUUCUACAGUAUGACGUCGAUAAGCUGGCUAACUUCAAAGCGAGAAAAAAGUUUCGAAAGAGGACGCUUGAACAAAUUGAAGCGACUUUAGAAUGGACCUCUAACCCCGAAAAAUUCCAUCGAUGUAUUCUUCAAUUGCGAGAAAUAGGGUCAAGCGAUGAGAUCAACGCAAAAGAUUCAUUACAAGAGUCUAAGAAUGAAAAUGGCUCUUUUACAAAGGGUUUAAAAAACAAACGUGUUUCUUUCGCACCGGAAAUUCUCCUCUUUUUCGCAAUAGAAGACAAUCUAGCGAAAGACUUGGAAAGGGUUAUAAGGGUACAUAAUCUAAAUCUGAGGGAUUUCUCGACAAGACACGGUGUGUAUCCAUUGCACAAAGCAGUCGAGUGUGGAUCACUUAGCUGUGCGCGCGUCUUGUUGAGACAAGGGGUUGAUGUAGACGCAAAAGAUCUGCGCGGGAAAACACCACUUUAUAUUGCCUACAGUAAUCGACAUUUUGACUGUUUCAUGCUGCUAAUCGAAGCCGGAGCCGACGUACACGAACAUAUAUCACAUAUAUUAUGGGAAUUUAGGACCGCGAAGGAAAAAUCUAAGCUCUGUUUCACCUCAGUCUAGGCAAAUGUUUAAAAGCGAAAUUUAUCCAUUAAAUGAAAACCAUAUAACAUGCAA